AUGUCCUGCUUCAAUGCUAUGGGCUCAUUCCUAUCUCUGACCUCUACGAAUCUUCCUGGCUCAUUGCAUCCCUGCGAGAACGAAUACAACACAAUGGAUGACACCCCCUCAAUGGGCGUCAGCUUGGUCCUGAAUCGCUGCCUAACCAGAAAAGAAAGAAUCCGCAAGGUCAAGUGUGGAGAGGAAAAGCCCAACUGUCUUCGAUGCACCAGCACGGGACGGAAAUGCGAAUACAGCAGUGCCGCUCAAUCCCGGCAGCAUCCAUCUAGCAUUGCCCCCAUCCUCGCAAUCCCACCGUCAGUAUUACCCAACACCGUAUGGCGCGAGCGGCGUGCCUUCGCCUAUUACGCUCAGUAUGCAGCGCCCUUCAUCGCUGGCGGGCUUGACCUCGAUUUCUGGGCCCGCGUGGUCCCCCAGGUCUGUCGCAGUGAGCCUGCCGCCUGGGACGCCAUCAACGCCAUCAGUGCCUUGUUUGAAAGCCCCGAUCCAUGUUUCGAUCCGGUGUGGCUUAGCCGAGGGGACGGGUUUCGGAAUUUGCAUCCCAAUCACCGUGAUGCAUUGCGCUGGUACUCGCGGUCGCUGUCCAGCAUGCGAGCGCGCAUCCAACGAGGCAGCAUCGACGCCAAUGUGGCGCUCAUCAGCUGUAUCCUGUUCAUAUGCAUUGAGUCAUUGCAAGGCCGCGUCGAAGCAGCCCUGCAACUCUAUCAACAAGGGGUGCGUCUGAUCAUGGAGCUUAGGGGUCCGAAUGGCGACAGAACGGUCCUUCGCAUAGACUCCGACCUCCUAGAACACACGAUUGUUCCCUUCUUUAUUCGAUUGGGGACGAUAUCGCUGAGUUUCUCGGGCACCUCUGUUCCUGGCUUACUGACCUGCGCCAAAGACCACAUAGAGCCUGGGUUCUCUUCUCUUCACUCGGCCCGCGCUGCGAUUACCGCCCUCGCUGCUGAGUGUAUGAUAUUUAAGCGUACAGUAGACGAACACUUUACGGUCAUGGGUCAAGAUUCAGCGGUGCCUCAAGAACUCAUGAGUAGAAAAAUGACGAUCCAAGGACAACUCAGCUACUGGUAUCGCGCAUACAACGACCUGGUCAAUUCCUCUGACCCAUCCGAUCUUCCCCUCGGUGUUACUUCUCUCCUUCUCACCUACUAUGCUGCUACAUCUAUCAACAUCGGCACGUGCACGGAGCAGUUGGAGACCGCCUGUGAUGCCUGCCUUCCCUUGUUCCAGCUCCUGGUCGAGCAGUCGCGGGUACAUCUUGAGGCCUCAGCAGGCCCAGAUGGCGCGCAGCCACCCUUCACCUUCGAGAUGGGCGUCGGCCUCUCGCUUUUUUUGACAGCUUUAAAAUGCCGUGACCCGGAGCUGCGCCGAGAAGCUCUUCAUCUGCUACGCAAGGCACCGCCGAUGCAAAACCUUUACAAAUGCCCACCGGUUGCGACCUUUGCCGAACUUGUUAUGAACUUAGAAGAGGCGGACAUUGCACCUGCUGACAGGAUAUCGUACAAUAGAAGUGAACAUAGCGGUGGUAGCACCCAUCAUUCCAACAUCAUUCCUGGCGGGACUUCCAACUUCCAAGUAACUCAGGCGCCAAUCUCCCUCACACGGCUUAUUCCCGAAGCAGCUCGAAUCCACGGCUAUACCGUGUUCCGACCAGGUGACCAGCCCUGGUUAUUAGGCGACCUUGACAUCUCCCGAUGGAAUCGCGGUCCCGAGCAGCUGUACUUGAAGUAUUCGCGAAAUCACUGUGACCCGACGACCGGCCGGUGGCGAAUGAUCGAUGAUAUCGUGCCCAUCGACUAUGAUUGA
This is a messenger RNA of Aspergillus clavatus NRRL 1, 1803 nucleotides long. RefSeq names its product Zn(II)2Cys6 transcription factor domain-containing protein. Gene Ontology annotation, biological process: regulation of DNA-templated transcription. Lineage: Eukaryota; Fungi; Ascomycota; Eurotiomycetes; Eurotiales; Aspergillaceae. The record is from RefSeq and is a predicted model, not a curated record. The transcript is spliced from 2 exons. Bases 1 to 1803 code for a protein of 600 amino acids. Gene Ontology annotation, molecular function: zinc ion binding; DNA-binding transcription factor activity, RNA polymerase II-specific.